ACACAGCCUUUGCCACACACCCAUAAGCUGAGCUCCCAUUAUUCUCACCUGCCGAUCGCUAUCCAUCGCUCUCUCGCGUCAUCCUACGUACGCCGGCUUAGCUAGAGCUAGCUCGAUGGCCAGACCAGCGCCGUCGCCGCUGCUCCUGUUGGCCGUGCUGGUCGGCGCGCUGGCCGGCGGAGGCGAGGCGGCGCUGCUGAAGGCGCACUUCUACAGGCCUAGCUGCCCGGCGGCGGAGGCGGUGGUGCGCGACAUCGUGCUGGCCCGCGUCGCCGCCGACCCCGCCGCGCUGCCCGCGAGGCUGCUCCGCCUCUUCUUCCACGACUGUUUCGUCAGGGGGUGCGACGCGUCGCUGCUGAUCGACUCGACGGCGGGCAACACCGCGGAGAAGGACGCUGGGCCGAACGGGUCGCUGGGCGGCUUCGACGUCAUCGACACCGCCAAGGCCGUGCUGGAGGCCGUCUGCCCCGGCGUCGUCUCCUGCGCCGACAUCGUCGCGCUCGCUGCGAGGGACGCCAUCUCCUUCCAGUUCGGUCGUGACCUGUGGGACGUGCAGCUCGGGCGGCGCGACGGCGUGGUGUCGAGCGCGUCGGAGGCGCUGUCCAACAUACCCUCGCCGUCGGAUAACUUCACCACCCUCGAGGCCAAAUUCGCCAGCAAGGGCCUCGACGUUAAGGACCUCGUCAUUCUCUCGGGCGCGCACACCAUCGGCGUCGGCCACUGCAACCUCUUCGGCAGCCGCCUCUUCAGCUCCACCACCGCCGGUGUCGCCCCCGCCACCGACCCGACCCUCAACGCCGCCUACGCCACUCAGCUGCGCGCCGCGUGUGGGUCGCCCUCCAACAACGUCACCGCCGUGCCUAUGGACCCCGGCAGCCCCGCCCGGUUCGACUCCCACUACUACGUCAACCUCAAGCUCGGCCGUGGCCUGUUCCGCUCCGACGCCGCACUGCUCGCCGACCGCCGCGCCGCCGACAUGAUCCACGCGCUGACCAAGGAAGGCUACUUCCUGCAGGAGUUCAAGAACGCCGUGCGCAAGAUGGGCCGCGUCGGCGUGCUCACCGGCGGGCAGGGAGAGAUCAGGAGAAACUGCAGGGCCGUCAACUCAUGAACUGAUUGAUUGGUACAUAACUACAUAUACGCUGUGAUGUCUUGGUGGUAAUUAGUUAUGAUUAGUUUGUUUGUGUUUACAUGAGGGUCGGGCCUGUAUAUCCUUGGUGUUGACAUGAGGGGAGCCGUAAUGAAUAAUCAGGCCGGCUAUUGUCGAACACGAAGACUAGGCCGGCUAUGGAUUAUUGGGUUGCACAAUUUAUUUAUUUUUGUGGUUUCGAGUUGCAUAA
This is a messenger RNA of Aegilops tauschii subsp. strangulata, 1340 nucleotides long. RefSeq names its product peroxidase 24. Gene Ontology annotation, molecular function: heme binding; peroxidase activity. Lineage: Eukaryota; Viridiplantae; Streptophyta; Magnoliopsida; Poales; Poaceae. Gene Ontology annotation, biological process: hydrogen peroxide catabolic process; response to oxidative stress. The record is from RefSeq and is a predicted model, not a curated record.